GUUCAGUUCAAGCAGUGCACUUGCGGAGAUGACAUUCCUACAGAUAUUUUACAUCAGCCUAAGUGUUGGAAUUGUAAAUUGCUGUAUUCGUCCAUCACCUCCGUGUUCAUUUAGUCAGAGAAGAAAUCCGGUAACAGGAAGAUGUAUUGAUAAUCCUCCACCUGCAUCUAGGCCAUUUACUUGGUUAGAGAAUUGCGAUGCCGUCCCUCAAGAUUGUGUAAACUAUGGGCUUGAAUAUGAUAUAUCUUAUCCAUUUGCAGAUGAUUUUGACUGUUUUAAUGGAGGAAGUGCUAUACGCUGCGUUGUAAAACCCAAGCCAAAACUAACUACAACGCCUGCCAAUGAAUUCAAAUUUUUGGCGUACAAUAUAUUUGAGCGUUUCUACUUUUUAAGUAUUGAUGGUCAAAGAGAAAGAACAUGCAGAAUACCUUCAUGGGUAUUGGAAACAAUUCCAGACGUCGAUGCCAUUGCCUUCCAAGAAGUGUUUCUUGGUGGCUGCGAUGAAAAUAACUUGACGUUGAAAAAAGUACUCUCUUUCUACGGUUUCAGGUACACAACAUCCGUUGUAGACAGUAUUUUAGCGCUAAACGGUGGAAUAUUUAUCGCUUCAAAAUGGCCAAUAGUAAGAGAAGAAAGCUACGUAUUUCAAUCUGUAAUGUUUUUGACGGCGGAAAUUUUUGUAGCAAAAGGUGUGUCGUACGCCAGAAUUGAGAAAACUGUUAAUGGCGUUACAAAACCUUAUAAUUUAAUGUCGACUCACUUACAAAGUGGAGGUGGUGAUGAUAACACUAUAAGAGAAGCUCAGUGUCAAGAAAUGGUAUCGUUCACUCAGACCUUAAAUAUACCAGCGAAUGAGCCAGUCCUAUUUGCAGGGGAUCUAAACUUAAGACUCGAUGAACAAAGUUUACAAACUUGUCUAAAUUUACUUAGCUCUAAACUUCCACCUCUUUCUAGAACAAGCCCUCUAUCGCUAUCUUGGGAUCCUCCUACAAACACCAUUUUACAGAAAAAUUUCGCAUCAAGGCUGCCAAAAUGGAUUGAUUACGUAUUUUACAGCAAACUUCAUAAAAAUCCUAUCACUUCAAAUCAAAUAAUCUACAACGCUAAAGAUCAGAAUGAGUUUAAGGUGUGUUUCGCAGAAGAUUAUAUAAAUCUUUUUAGACAUUCUCAUCAGCCUAUCAAUGAUUGCGAUUAUACAACUGAAACUAUCAAAGAUUUAUCAGAUCACUAUCCUGUUUUAGGAAUAUUUCAAUUUUAA
Molecule: messenger RNA, 1258 nt
Organism: Dimorphilus gyrociliatus
Lineage: Eukaryota; Metazoa; Annelida; Polychaeta; Dinophilidae
Source: the annotation of a GenBank genome assembly